Messenger RNA from Astrephomene gubernaculifera, 3551 nucleotides. NCBI's taxonomy places the organism in Eukaryota, Viridiplantae, Chlorophyta, Chlorophyceae, Chlamydomonadales, Astrephomenaceae. The record is from the annotation of a GenBank genome assembly.
AUUUGCUGUUAUGCUAUAGAGCGAAGCAAAGAUCGGCUGAAGGUGCGUCGAUUUUCCCUAGAUAAACUUUUAAAUCGCGUGCUGACGCAUUGCUACCCUUUACCUAACUAGGAUGAAUUCAUUACUGACUCGGUACUACUCCAGAUGAAACUCUCAAUACACUGUUAGGUUAUUGUAUGAGGUUAAGAAACGGACAUACGACCACGAAUGGAUGCACUGACGAGUGGCUCUCCAGCUGUAAAGGACCUAAGUGGGCCCGAGCAAUUAGGGGGUAUUAAGGAGGGUGACGCGGCUGGUGGUGAAUCGGUCCCAACACCGUUAUCCGCACGAGCUUUGGCAGGCGCUGCGGCUUGCAAGCCUGGUAGUGGCUUUAACGCAGAGUCGGCUGCAUUCAACGAGCAACUGCAGCGACUACGCGCGCGCCUGCAGAGCGUUGUCCAGGGUGUUCGGGAGGUUGCCCAGAGCCUUGACGAACCUCACACCCUAAUCGCAAAUGUACGAGACCAGCUUCAAAGUCGCCGUGAAGGCGCCCUUCGAAAUAUAUCCUCCAACGUCGCGGCCACCAGCCAGCUUGCGGCAAUCAGCUGCCCACUGGAUGUGACAGGCAGGCAGGCGCCCCGCUCUUCCAGCGCCCGCAGCAGUACGGACGACCUUGACCUAUGCAGCUGCAACACCGCCGCAUCAGAACCCUCAAGAUCCUGGGCUAACGCAGGCAACAGCCAGCAAGCACGCCGUUUCGUUCCUUCCAUGUCCGUUAAAGCGCUGGUAGCGGCGGUAGAGCGUCAGAGCCGGUCCCCAGGCUCUGUGGCGGAGCUCCUCCCAGCGCUCUCAUCCGGAGGGGCUCCUGCGGAGCGCGCAUCAGUGGAGAGCUUGCCAAGCCGGACCAGUUGUGACAUGGAGGCUGCGAGCCCGGAAGGGCCGCAGCGUGACACCCACACGGCACCCUAUAGGGGUCCGUUUGCCGACGCGUUGGCUGCCGCCGCCGUGGCUGCCGGUUCCCCCACGCUGGAGCUCAGCAGCAGCCCCUCCGCAGGCGGCUCUCCGGGCACCCCCAGCACGGCACCCGUCACAGCAGCAGAAGCCUCGUACGGCAACGCUGGCGGCAGCAGUAGCAGCAGUGCUAGCGGGCUUGACGCCCGCUUCCCAAUGUUUAGGACCGCUAGUGGCAGCUACCGUCUCCGACCCAGCAACGGAUCAGCCCUAGCGAGCCCCACCGGCGAAACCGCAGGCUGUGAGGGGACGCCUGGCGGCUCCCGCUGGGGGCUCCCAGGCGAUGACGCGACCGAAUGGAGCGCCUCCGCGGCAGGCGACCGCUCGGCCUCCUUUGGCGGGGUCUCUCGUGCGGCAGCUGUAGCUGGUGCGCUUGAACCGGACGCAGGCGAGCUGCCCGGCAGCUCUAGCGGGGAGUCCGGGCUGCUGGCUGCGAGUGCCAACGCCGCCGCCGCGGCCGCGUACCUGGAGGUACACCCGGAGACGUUGCGGGAGUUGUGGACUCUGCGGGCGCGCGUGCGGGCUCAGGAGGGCGAGCUGGCGGCCAUGGUGACACAGCUGUCUACGAAGAACGCGCAGUUGGACCAGGCGCAGACGGCGGUGCUGCAGAAGGACAAGGAGCUCGCCGUGUUGACGCAACGGCUCGCAGGGGUGCUGUCGCGGCUGCAGGCCUUCCAGGCCGUACAACACCACCAACAGCACCUGCAGCAACAACUGCACCAUCAUCAACAACUGCAACAACAGCAUGAUGGCUUGGGCCCGCAGCGGCUUGCUGGACACGGGGCUGCUGGAAGCGGCCUACCCAGCGCAGGUCCUAACACUCCCAGUCGCCCUCACAGCAGCACCGCGCCUUCCGUCCAUGCGCCAAGCGCCGCUGCCAGCGCAGGCAGCCUGGUGGAAGGUCAUCCGGCUACGUCCAGCCCAUCACCCGCGCCGUCGGAUGCCGCAGCUGACUGGGCGCCGACGGUUGCGUCUGCCAAGGCCCUAUUCACGGCCCUGGGGCUGUCCAGCGUCUCCCAUGCGACCAAGGCCUCCUCGCCCAGCCCGGGGAGGACCUCGGGCGCACUGCCAGUGCGCCCCACCAGCGUUGGCUCGACUCCGGUGGCCCCCGGGCGGGGGGACAGCGCCGCAGCGGACGGUGGUUCCCCGCUGGAUGUGUCGCUGCCGCCGCCGCCCUGCAUGUCCACAGAGCCGGAGCCGCAGCAACAGGCUGCAUCCGAGUCACAGGACCCUGCGGCAGGACACCAGGGGGCUAGCCAGGACGGCGCCGUCCUUGGGGCGCCCGCUGCCUCGGGCCAUAUCGGUUCGACGGCUUCUGCCCCGGCUGCUAGCUUUUCCCCUAGCAAAGCCGGCGUCCCCAGCAGCAACAGCGCCCGCCCUCGAGAGCUGCUGCUGUCGCCGCGGUCCAGCGCCCCAGCUGCUGCGGCGGCUGCUGCUGCCGCGGCGGCGAACUUGGUAAAAAAGGACCCGCCGGCCGCACCUUUGCCUGGCCGCGGGAGCUCCGUCCGGCCUGCUGCGACGGGUGCGGCGGGCAACCGGCGGCGCGGCCUCGCCGGGCUGCUGCUGCAGGUGGUGCCCUCGCUGGCCUGUGUGGCGCUGCUGCUGCGGGACACGCAGGUGCGGCGCGGCUUGGCCUGGCUGCACAGGGGCGUGGUGGGGCAGCCUGCAGCCGCGGGGCCGCGUCGGCGUGUGUCUGGAGGCGGCCGCCGACCCAGGUUUGCCCCAGCUGGCAGUGAGAGUGAGGAGCUGGAGGAGGCGUCCAUGAAGUGCCAUGCGAAAUGGUGUAAGAUGAUCCGACCUCCGCCCCAGACAGCCUUCUACUACUGAGCAGCCCUCUAGUACAGCAGGCAUCCGCACAUGAGACAAGGCCACUUCAAUGCUGUCCGAUCGCUCCAGGCAGUUGCGACGGUUGUUGAAAGGGGCCCCAAGUUGUUGAAAGGGGCAAAAUCCGCGACUGUAGAGAUGGUUGACGCCUCCUAGGGCAGUCGGACGCGCAGGGGACAAUGCUACCCGUAGACAGACAGGAGGGACGCCUCGCCAUGCGUUGGGAACUUGUUUGGACUUGGCUUGGCUCUUGUUUGUGCAGGUGACGCCUGCAGGAUUUCGUGGCUCCUUGGGAGCAUGCAGCAGAUGUGUGGACAGAGCCGGCCGCGGGAAUCUAAUUGCGUUUGUUUACAAGUUGCAGCUCGGCAUUCGGGUUCGUCCUUUCUGGGCGGUUGGCGGCGUAGGGGUUGUUGCUGUUGUUGACAUGGUUAGAAGCCGUACCGCAUUGUCUAACGACCGCGCUGUUGGGGAUGUGUUUUUUUGCGUUUGUGUGCGCAAGAGCUUAUUCGUAUCCGGCUUACGUGCUUACGAGGCCUGAAACACCCCAACGCAUAAACGGUGCCAGCAAACAGGACGAUUUGCGGCGGUUGUACAUACCUAGCAGGACAUAUACAGAGAGAGAGAGGAGAGAAGAGGCGUGUCUACUGCCGUACCUUAUCAUGGUGAUGUACGGCAUAGUCGCCCCACGUGCAGUUGUAGAUGUUAUGUUGAGACGUGUAGGGGUCAUUGCAAGCCCG